AUGGAAUCACCUCGUCAUUUUAUUCCGACGUUAACUCCGGCCGUUGGAUUAACAAUCCACCUGGCAUUAAUUUAUUUGCCAUCAAACAUCUACGCACACACCGUUUCUUUUCAUACUGCUUACGGUCUCUAUAAAAGAACUCAACCUCUCACUACCGUAACAAACACAUAUCAAAGCACACAGAAAAUGGGUCUUUCAAUCUCUAAACUUCUUCAAGGACUCUUUGGAAAAAAGGAGAUGCGUAUUCUGAUGGUUGGCUUGGAUGCCGCUGGUAAAACAACCAUCUUGUAUAAACUCAAAUUAGGUGAAAUUGUUACAACUAUUCCUACAAUUGGUUUCAACGUUGAGACUGUAGAAUAUAAAAACAUUUCCUUCACCGUUUGGGAUGUUGGUGGUCAAGACAAGAUCCGUCCAUUAUGGCGUCAUUACUUCCAAAAUACCCAGGGUAUUAUUUUCGUUGUUGAUUCAAAUGAUCGUGAGCGUAUCUCAGAAGCACGAGAAGAACUUCAGCGUAUGCUUAACGAAGAUGAACUUCGUGACGCACUCCUUCUGGUGUUCGCCAACAAACAAGAUUUGCCCAACGCCAUGAAUGCUGCGGAAAUUACUGAUAAACUUGGGCUUCAUUCUCUCCGACAACGUCAUUGGUAUAUCCAAGCCACUUGUGCCACAAGUGGUGAUGGUCUUUAUGAAGGUUUGGAAUGGUUAAGCACCAAUUUGAAGCGAAAAGUCUAA
Messenger RNA from Acaulospora morrowiae, 732 nucleotides. The record is from the annotation of a GenBank genome assembly. NCBI's taxonomy places the organism in Eukaryota, Fungi, Glomeromycota, Glomeromycetes, Diversisporales, Acaulosporaceae.